Solea senegalensis (Senegalese sole) is the source of this 4336-nucleotide messenger RNA. It is a transcript of the gene pik3r5, whose product is annotated as phosphoinositide-3-kinase, regulatory subunit 5. NCBI's taxonomy places the organism in Eukaryota, Metazoa, Chordata, Actinopteri, Pleuronectiformes, Soleidae. Gene Ontology annotation, biological process: positive regulation of MAP kinase activity; G protein-coupled receptor signaling pathway. The record is from RefSeq and is a predicted model, not a curated record. Gene Ontology annotation, cellular component: phosphatidylinositol 3-kinase complex, class IB. The transcript has 17 exons. Gene Ontology annotation, molecular function: 1-phosphatidylinositol-3-kinase regulator activity. Bases 283 to 3033 code for a protein of 916 amino acids.
UUCCUGUUUGUGUGUGUGUGUGGAGCUCAGAAAUCAUUGGGCGCAGCAGAGAGCCACAGUCCCAUACCUGCCUCACACUCAUGUCACUGCUGUGCUACUGCGCCGCGCUCUCUGCCGCGUCCAGGAUGUGGGUUCGUGUGUUGAGUCGGUGAUGUGCGCGCUGGUGAAUGAAUGGCAGAGGGAGGCACCGAGCUGGAGACCGUGGACGCUUUCAUGGGCUUGUGAGACGCGCACAGAGAGCAUGGAUGCUGGGCAAUAAACCGCAGAACCUGAGUGGUGAAGAUGCAGCACACCUCGUGUACAGAGGACAGGAUCCAGCACGCUCUGGACAGAUGUCUGGACGGGCUGAGACAGAGCCCCACAGCAGCGCACCACUGGAACGUUCUGAUGUGCUCUGCUGGUCAGUCAAUGAAUCGCUGGAGCCUGGAAGAGUUGGUGAAGAGAGACCCAGACAAUUGCCUCAUCCUCUUACAGCAGAUCCUCAUAAAGACCAAAGAGGUUCAGGAGCAGUGUCAGUAUGAGCUGGUGGCUCCACUCGCCAUCAUGUUCUCCUCCACACUGCUUCAGACACCAUACUGUCCCCCAGACACAGAGCUGCUUGAAGAAGCUAUCAAGGUGUUCCGCAGCUUUCUCACCUGGCCCGAGCCUUACUGCAGUGUGUGUAAAAACCUCCUGUCCACACUACAUGUGGAGCUCAAGGCCCCAGGGAUCUCCUUUCAGAGACUCGUGAGAGAGGAGCAAGGCCUUACUGACUCCAGCCAGCGCUCCAAGACUGUGACUGUGCUGCUGAUGAACCCGGGUGAGGUGCCUGUGGACUUUCUGUCAGUGGCCGAGCAGCUCUGUCACAUUAGACAUUCUCAGAAGGAGACCUACAUCAUCCUGAUCAAACACGCCUUCCAGUCCACACUAGGCACCAAGUAUCCACUGCACAGCAUCCACAGAGUGCUUCAGGCGAAAACUGUGAAUGAACUGGGUGAGAUUUUCUCGGGAGUGAGUGACAUCUUGGAGACGGCGGCUGCCAUCAGUGACCCUGUGAAAGGGCGCAGUCAUGUGAUCCAGGGACUCGAGGAACUGAGGGAGAGAAUGAGAAUCCCAGCGUCCAAUGGAAGGAAGUCUGAUGGAAUGCUCCAGACGCUCCCGCUGCCUACAGCCAAGUGUUACAUGUUUCACUGGGAAAAAGAUAACUUUGAUGUACUGAACACCCUUUUGGAGGAUGACACUGAUGACUUCACCGCUAAUGGUCACGCUGAGGAUGAAAAGGAGUUUGACCUGGACGAUGAUGAUGAUGAAGAACGGAAUUUGACAGAUGGAGACGAUGAGGAGGAAGGAGACAGAGAAGAGGAGCAUGUGCCGUCAAUGACUUUCAUCCCUAAUGGAUACAGUGACAACCACCGUGCCUCCACCUUCUCCACCAUCUCCUCCCUUUCCACUGCCUCCAAAGACUCAAUGUUCUCCACCUUGUCUGUGGCCUCAGAGUCUUAUGCCCAAUCACUGUUUUCUGUCACUUCUGGGGUCGAUAGUGACUAUUGUGAGGAAUAUGAGGACUACACGGGCUCCUCUCCCAUCUCAGAAAAAUGUUCUCCAAGGUCUACCAAAGCGACGGCCCGGCUUAGCCAGCACCUGCACAAGUUCUUCUCCAAGAGCCCUGGGUCUCUCUGCAGGGCGAAAAGCUUAGGAAACACAGAAUCCAAAGACCUUUUCGUGGUGCGAGAGAAGCGCUCCAACUCUCUACCACAGCAAGUCAGGUUGCUAAGUUCUGAGCCCCUACUCCAGCCACAAAGCCAAACUCUCAGACACGUCUGCUUCAGAAGGAGGCCCAUUCUUAGCAGUGAUGAGGACAGCAAAAAUACAACUUUGAGGGUUGUUGUGUUUGGCGCUGAUCAUGUGGCAGGGAAGGUGGCCCGGGCCUAUAACAGCCUGCGGAGGAAGGAGAGCGCAUGUCCACGUCUCAGUAGGGUCUUCAAGCUUCAGUUCUACUUUGUGCCAGUGAGGAGGGACUCUUCUAGUCCUUUGGUUCCUGCUGGAAGUCCAAAACGAGCAAGUCUGCCUAAUGUUCUGGGCACAGGGGACAGUACUAAUGACAUUGCCCAUCUGCUUGGUAUGUUGGACCCUUGGUACGAAAGAAACACACUCAGCCUGCUGAACCUCCCUGCCAACAUCGUCUGCCAGCAAACUUCAAAGACAGAGUCAGAGUCCUAUGAUGGUUCAUAUGAGCAGCGCCUGCCCAUCCUGGCUGACUUGGUCCUGUACUACUGUCGCUACGCUGCCCGGCCAGCUCUGAUCCAGCUCUAUCAGGCUGAGGUUAGACACACUUUUACACACAGACACGCACUUGUGAAAAGAAACAGGACCUCGGUCACGUCAAUGGAAUACACAGUUUCAGAUUCAGUGAGUAACAGAGGAUCUUUGACUUCACAGUUGACGUUAGCGAGUGGGCAGAAGAGGACUGAGGUGUUUGUCCACUCCCUAGAGCUUGGCCACACCGCAGGGACGCGAGCCAUCAAAGCCAUGGGUGCUGCCAGUAAACGCUUUGGUAUUGAUGGUGACCGAGAAGCAGUGCCUCUAAUGUUGGAGUUGGUGUACAACAGGGUGGUUAUUAGUGGGAGAAGCCAAUGGAAAAGAGAAGCAAAAGUCUGCACGUCAGUCAAUUUGACCAAAGCAUGCAAAAACCCAGAGGAACUAGACUCAAAGAUGGAGUGCUUGCAGCUCGUCAUGACUGAGGUUCUGAAGAGACAGAGUGGCAAAAGUAAGAAGGGCUAUAACCAGCAGUUGAAUGUGACAGAGGUGAAGGUGGACAAGGUGCAGGUGUGUGGUGCUGCAAACACAACCUUUGCUGUGUGUCUGGACCAGGAUGAGAAGAAGAUACUUCAGUCUGUCACCAGGUGUGAGAUAUCAGUGUGCUAUAAACCGGACAGCUCUGCGGACUGGAGACUAAGAAAAUCCCAGACCUCUGCGCAAAUCCAGCCACUCCACCCCACCUUCUGCUCCCUCCUCUGCCUGCCCAUUGUCACUUUCAGUGGGGCUCUUCCAUGACACCUCUGGAGCGCCGGUUCAUGUGGUUAUCCACAUGUCUGAAUAAUAACAGACAGUGACUGCAAAGAAGUGCACACAAUGAACACACUGUACGUCUUCAGACUGCUACGUUCACUCUGCUGCGGGCAGAGGGAAACACAUGGAUGUCAUCCAUGUCAUCCAUGACAGGAUGUGAGAUGACAGUGAAGCCAGGGAACUGCUGACAUGGCUGAACUCUUCAAACAAACACAUACCAAGAGAUAGAAAGAAUGUCUACUGAUACAACAGUUUCAAUUACUGUAUAUUAAUCCAUUUUUUUAUGUUCCAAGCAGUCAUUGACUAUUGUUGACAAAGCUGUUCAAGUUUCCUUCUCUAGGUUUCAGUUCAUCUUUUCCCUUUUGGUAGAGAAGUAACAUCAGAAUGUACUAGGGUCAAACGGGGUGAAACUGCUCAGUUUCAGAUGGGAUGGCACCUGAAGACAAAUGUCUAUACUACUGAUAUCACCUUAGAGUCCAGAUGUGUUGGAGUUUUACUGUAGAAGAUAAACCUUUUUUGAACAUUUUUAAUCCUUCUGACAAGAGUGUAUUAUGCAACUAUCAGUGUAAGUACAUCUGAGAAUGGACACUAUGAAUCUAAAACAAUAUGUAAAUACGGUAUUUGUAAAAUAUUGAACGGUGAUGUUUUUUGUACAUGGGCUUUUACUUAUAACAUUUUCUCCUAAGGAGUUUUACUGAUGUCUCUGUCAUAACUGUAGUUAUGAAAAUGUCCAGUAGGGGGCUCUGUUGAUAUUCCCUUUGAUUUCAAAUGGUAUACAGAUCAAUCCUGAGUAGUUAAUUCUUUUUUAAUAAAGUCUAAGUUUGUACUGGUUUUAAUGUAGCUGCAACAUAUUGUAAAGACUGUAAAGCAUUCAUUUCAGGGCAGAGAUUUAUACUGUUGAUUUUCAUGUUCUAUAAAUACAUCCAAAUGCACAUUUUAUCCUUUGUAAAAAAAAAAACAAAAAAAACUUUGUCUUUCCACUGUAAACUAUGACAUUUUUAUAUGUUUUUUGUUGCUGUAAUGAGACAAACACCCUGAUAUCUGACAGUGAAAAAGUGCCCAGACCUUUUUUUUAAUGGAAUCAAAGCACUUGAACUUUAAAUAUUUGAGGUACUUCUUUUUUUUGCUCAGGUAUAUCUGACACCACUGUCCUCUUCUCCUCCUCUGCCUUCUCUGAUUAAAAGUUGCACAUGAAAUCCUAGUUUUAUGAUUGUACUGUGUCAGCCAUGAAAUGGAGACAUUAUAAAUCAUUGAUCAUUAAAAAUAUAUAUACGUCUUCUCUCGCAGA